Molecule: messenger RNA, 948 nt
Organism: Kwoniella botswanensis
Lineage: Eukaryota; Fungi; Basidiomycota; Tremellomycetes; Tremellales; Cryptococcaceae
Exons: 1
Coding region: 1-948 (315 amino acids)
Biological process (GO): demethylation
Molecular function (GO): oxidoreductase activity; demethylase activity
Source: RefSeq, a predicted model, not a curated record
AUGGGCAAUGGGAAUAUCGAAGAUAUCAAUUGGGUAUCCAAUCCAUGGGAUCAUACUCGAGAACUCAAGCAUAUUCCGUCAGAUCCUAAAGCAGAACGGGAUCGAUCGACUUCCUCAUCUGAUACAGGACAUGGUCAAGAGAUAUUAGAGUAUAAUAAUGGCUUGAUCCUAAUUAACGAUUUUCUCUCGCCUGAAGAUUAUCAAGUCUUACUGAAUACCAUUAAAGAUGAAUUUCGUACAAUGGAAGAGAGCAAGUCAAGCUUUCUCCUGACUAUAAACCAUCUUAAGCCCAAGCCCAAAGCCAAAUUACGUCGAUUAGCGAUUCACUAUGGACCCAAAUACGAUUACACCACAAACCACGCUUCACCCAAUCCCACUCCUGUUCCAGAUUACAUCCAAAAUCUGAUAGAGAUGAUUAGACCUUAUAUAAAUGGAUUAGAAAUUAAUCAAGCUACGUUGCAAUAUUAUCCACCUGGAUCUGGCAUACCCCCUCAUAUAGAUACGCAUUCGUGCUUCGAGAAAGAGAUUUUAUCGUUCUCGCUAGGAGCGAGGGUCAAUAUGGGGUUUCAGAAAGGUGAUGAAGCGACUGCUAUGAAGAUGUUCGCUCCUAGACGAUGUGUUGGCGGAUCAACCUCUACCUCAACUCCGGGUACGCUCCCAUCAGAAAUUUCGGUUAAUGGUAAUCACCCACCACCACCUACGCUUACACCUAAACCCUUAGCACAAUCAACAUAUUAUGAAAUUCCUCUUCAACCCAAUAGUUUAUGUAUAAUGUCCAACGAAGUUCGAUAUGCCUGGACGCACGGUAUACGCUCUAGAGCGACCGACGAUAGUGUGAAACGAGAAGAUAGGUAUAGUAUAACAUUUAGGAAAGUUGAUUUUGAGGGUGUAUGUCAAUGUGACUAUGGAAUUUGGUGUGAUUCUCAGCAAGAUAAGAAUAAAGAAUGA